AUUUUCUUAUAUAUAUACGUGUUACCAUUAAUCCUCGCUUCGCGAGGCGGGCUUCGCCCGCCUCUCGCUGCGCUCGGAAAUGUGCAGAGCGUUGGGCGGCACUCUGGCGACCUUUGAGAACAGUGCCGAUAUCAGCGCCAUAGCCUUCCAGCUCCACGGAGAUAUCCGGGAGGAGAAGAUCUGGGUGGACGGAACUGACGCCGUCUCUGAGGGACAUUGGAUCUGGGCCUCAAACGGACAUGACGUCAUUUCCUCUUUCUCGGGCCGUGUGUCCAAUAACGACAAAGACAAGAACUGUCUGAGCAUGGACUCCGAUCACCACUUCCGGUGGUACGCGGAGAGCUGUCACUCCGAGGCGUACUACAUCUGCGAGAGGCUCAACGUCGUGUCAGGCGGAGCUGGAUCCGUGGUGGUAGGAUAGAAGGCAGUGACGUCAUCAACGGUUCAGGGGACUGUGUCAAAGUGUCCUUAAAGCAUGCUUUUCAAUAUAAAUCCAGAAACUCUUUUCAGCAUCUCCAUGCUAUAUACUAACUUCAGAAUAUCUGCUAGCUGACAUUUUAAAAAUAAUAUUGUGUUAUUUGUCUUGAAGGUGCUUUUCAUACUGAGAAUUUUCUCAGUCAUUCUUUUAAAAUAAUUAUGUAAAUCAUACGUAAAGAAGCUUUAGUAUCAUAAUGGUUUUGAUGCGUGUCAAACAAUUAAAGAAAAGGCUUACAAGGUAAAACAA
Magallana angulata is the source of this 724-nucleotide messenger RNA. Its product is annotated as tetranectin-like. NCBI's taxonomy places the organism in Eukaryota, Metazoa, Mollusca, Bivalvia, Ostreida, Ostreidae. The transcript has 4 exons. Bases 80 to 421 code for a protein of 113 amino acids. The record is from RefSeq and is a predicted model, not a curated record.